This is a messenger RNA of Jaculus jaculus (lesser Egyptian jerboa), 1644 nucleotides long. It is a transcript of the gene E2f5, whose product is annotated as E2F transcription factor 5. The record is from RefSeq and is a predicted model, not a curated record. The transcript has 8 exons. Gene Ontology annotation, biological process: regulation of transcription by RNA polymerase II. Bases 1 to 1026 code for a protein of 341 amino acids. Gene Ontology annotation, cellular component: RNA polymerase II transcription regulator complex. Lineage: Eukaryota; Metazoa; Chordata; Mammalia; Rodentia; Dipodidae. Gene Ontology annotation, molecular function: protein dimerization activity; RNA polymerase II cis-regulatory region sequence-specific DNA binding; DNA-binding transcription factor activity, RNA polymerase II-specific.
AUGGCGGCGGCGGAGCCCGCGAGCUCGGGGCAGCAGGCGCCGCAGGCCCCGGCCCCGGCCCAGCCGCCGCCGCCGCCUCCUCCCGGGGCGCCGUCCUCGCAGCCGUCGCCGGCGCUGGCGGGCGGCAGUAGCCGGCACGAGAAGAGCCUGGGGCUGCUCACCACCAAGUUCGUGUCGCUGCUGCAGGAGGCGCAGGACGGCGUCCUGGAUCUCAAAGCGGCUGCAGAUACAUUGGCUGUGAGACAGAAGAGAAGAAUUUAUGAUAUCACCAAUGUCCUAGAAGGAAUUAAUCUGAUUGAAAAAAAAUCGAAAAAUAGUAUCCAGUGGAAAGGUGUCGGUGCUGGCUGUAAUACAAAAGAAGUUAUAGAUAGAUUAAGAUUUCUUAAAGCCGAAAUCGAAGAUCUGGAACUGAAGGAAAGAGAACUUGAUCAACAGAAGUUGUGGCUACAGCAAAGCAUCAAAAAUGUGAUGGACGACUCCAUUAAUAAUAAAUUUUCCUAUGUAACUCAUGAAGACAUCUGUAAUUGCUUUAAUGGUGAUACAUUGUUGGCCAUUCAGGCACCUUCUGGUACACAGUUGGAGGUACCUAUUCCGGAAAUGGGUCAGAAUGGACAAAAGAAAUACCAGAUAAACUUAAGGAGUCACUCAGGACCUAUCCACGUGCUGCUUAUAAAUAAAGAGUCCAGUUCAUCUAAGCCUGUGGUGUUUCCUGUUCCUCCACCUGAUGACCUCACACAGCCCUCCUCCCAGACUUCCACUCCAGUGACUGCGCAGAAGCCCAGCAUGGCGGCACAGAGCCUGCCUGUGCAGCAUGUUCCUGAAAGAAGCCAGACUUUUCAGCAGAUACCAGCUACAGAACUAUCUUCAGCAGGAUCUAUUAGCGGAGAUAUCAUUGAUGAAUUAAUGUCUUCUGAUGUGUUUCCUCUCUUACGGCUUUCUCCAACCCCAGCAGAUGACUACAACUUUAAUCUAGAUGAUAAUGAAGGAGUUUGCGAUCUGUUUGAUGUCCAGAUACUAAAUUAUUAGAUUCCAUGCAAACUUGGGACUAUUAUCUACCUCUAACUGUGUAACAUUUUAGAAUUCUUAAUAACCUAAGUAUUUAAAAUAAUGAAUGUAACACCUUUUAGUUCACUGAUUCUGAAGUGUUCUUCUAAUACUUUCUUGUAUACUUCACAAAACCUCAACCAUAAAAACGAAGGGCUCUGACUGCCUCAGGGUAAAGUGAACAGAUAUCCACCAGCAGCAACCCAUUCUGAAGUAACUAUUGCAUUCAGUUUCCACUACUGAACCCUCAUUGUUUCGGCUUCAGAGAGGAAAUUUAAAUUAGAUUUCAGGUCACCAAAAGCAAGAGUUGGUCAGUCAUUUGUCUUUUACUGCCACAAAGCUGUAUUUUUGUAUGUUCUUCGAACAAACGUCCACUGCCACUUAAUGAAGUGAAGGAUGUAAAUGAGGCUCUGUAAUUGUUUCAGUGAACAGAUUUUGUGAAGUGCCUUUGGUUUUAGCACUUUAAGUUAUCAGCUUGUUGACUUCUGACAUUCCGCUUUCCUAGAGCACAGGAAAGAUCUGUUUAGUUUGUUUUCAAAAUGUGCCAAUGCCUGUACAUUAACAAGAUUUAAAAAAAAAUAAAAGUUGUAUAAAACAUAA